Molecule: messenger RNA, 1712 nt
Organism: Conger conger (European conger)
Lineage: Eukaryota; Metazoa; Chordata; Actinopteri; Anguilliformes; Congridae
Product: ADP-ribosylation factor-like protein 6-interacting protein 4
Exons: 6
Coding region: 231-998 (255 amino acids)
Source: RefSeq, a predicted model, not a curated record
AUCCGUGUUUCCCUAGGUAGACGGAAGUGCAAUGCAGAUGGACCAGUGACCGUUCACGAAGCGGGUUGCAGAUUGAUUGCCAUAGACUGUAUAAAAAAAGCUAGCUAACCUAGCUGUGUUGGGGAGUGUUUUCGUUUUGCUGUUGCUAUCCAGAAGGAAGGCAUCGUUACGAGCAGGAGUGAAGUUACUUUUCAACACGUGUAAGACCCACCUUCAGAGGCUCACCUGAGAUGGGACGCAGCAGGUCUCGCGACGGGUCCGACGUCAGGACACAAAGCAGAGAGGGGAGGGAGAAAAAGCAAGAGAAGAAGAGGAGAAGUUCUUCAUCUUCAUCUUCCAGCAGCAGCGCCAGCCCUUCCCCCAAACGGAAACCGUGUCCUGCCUCCAAGAGUCAAGAUAAGAGAGAAGACCAGAAGAAGAAGAAGAAAAGGAGGCGCAGCUCCUCCAGCUCCUCUUCCUCCUCAAGCUCUUCCUCCUCGUCCAGUGAUGAGGAAGCCAAGCGCAAGAGGAAGAGGAGGAAGGCCAAGAAGAAACUGAAGAAAAUGAAGGCUCGGGAGAAAAAGGAGAAGAAGAGGCUGAAGAAGCUGAAGAAGAAGGCCGAGAAGGCGGAGAAGGCCGAGAGGGCCCUGGUUCCUACACUUCCCAGCAUGCCUGUGGAGAGAGCCCUGGUUCCUACACUUCUCAGCAUGCCUGUGGAGAAGGCCCUGCCUGUGGAGGAUUUGCCGUCUUUCCUGGAGACUUGGCAGAGUGAGGAGACCAGCGAGCAUGGCCCAGCCAUGACGGACGAACAGAAGGCACGCAUCUCCACCAAGAGGCCCAUGACCAAGGACCAGUGGGAUGCCCAGCAGAGUGUGAUCCGCAGGGUGGUCGACCCCAAGACCGGCUACACCAGGCUGGUGCGGGGAGAUGGGGAGAUCCUGGAGGAGAUCGUGAGUCGAGAGAAACAUAAAGACAAGCAAGCCUCCAAGGGGGAAGGGAAGAGAAAGGGCAAUCGAUAGAGUGCCAGGACCGUGUGACCCACAUCGAUCGAUCGAGUGCCAGGGCCUUGUGAUCCUCAGGGGUUUGGGCAAUGGAUUUUGGUCAGUCUGGGUUUACAGUCGUCUGGGCGGUACCAGGGCCCGCCUCCCAGUCUCUGUCCCAACUUCACAGCAGGAGCCAACAAUGCGGCAAAAAAGAUGGCUUCCGAUCGGACCUUUUCUCCCCCGAAGGUCUCCAGUGCAGCUCAGUCACAUUCCAUAGUAUGGAGUAUGGAGUAUAUAUAUUUUUUCUCCGUUUUUCCCGUUCUCAGUUGCAGGAUGUAUAUUAGUUUCUCACUUAUCCACAAGAUGGCGCCAAAUAGCUUCUCUGCAUUGGAUUAUGGAACGUACUACUCACCCCUAUUGUCUUUACCAUGAAACCACUUUAAAGGAACAUUUAUUUUAAGUUUUAGUCCAUGUUUCCUUAUUGGCCCAGACAGUGUUUUGUGUGUAAUGAAGGACAUGUUAGAUACUUGCAGAUGUUUGUGAUGACCAACUGCCUUUACAAUGACUGGUGUAGGUGCAUUUUUUUCAUUUUUUUUUGGUCAAAAGCAAGAUAAUACAAUUCAAUGCAGCUUGAGUAGUGAUUACUUUUCUUAUUUUUUUUAUUUUUUUUCCAGGGUCUGUAUAUAUGAACAGAUGCAUUUUAAUACUGUUGAUUCACAAUCAUAAUCAUAUAAACAAGUUUUUAUGUCA